Oreochromis aureus is the source of this 1174-nucleotide messenger RNA. It is a transcript of the gene tmem230b, whose product is annotated as transmembrane protein 230b. Gene Ontology annotation, cellular component: endomembrane system; synaptic vesicle. The record is from RefSeq and is a predicted model, not a curated record. Lineage: Eukaryota; Metazoa; Chordata; Actinopteri; Cichliformes; Cichlidae. The transcript has 3 exons. Gene Ontology annotation, biological process: synaptic vesicle transport. Bases 206 to 565 code for a protein of 119 amino acids.
GAGUGUAUAAGUACUGAAAACACGGAAGGUCCAACACCAUAUUCCCAAACAGAGGCUUCUACGCUGUAAGCUCUUUAUAAAACGUCGUCACAGCGGCCCUACAAUAAGUCAAGUGCAGUAUUUUUAAGAGUGAUGUCUGUCGAGUAGUAAACCUUUGUGUAGUUGAGCCUCUUCUGCCUCAUCUGAAAGCAAACCGCUGAAGAAGAUGCCUGCUCGCAAUGUUGUGUCCAACGGGAUGCCUAACAGCAAAGUUAGGUAUUCCAGGUUAGCCACUGACGACGACGGCUACAUUGAUUUACAGUUCAAGAAGAGCCCACCCAAGGUCCCAUAUAAAGCCAUCGCACUAGCCACGAUCCUUUUCCUAAUCGGCUCGCUGUUGAUCAUCAUCGGUGCUCUUCUCUUGGCUGGCUACUUUGGCGUCACUCACACAGACCGGACCGUGCCCGUCCUCAUCAUCGGGAUCCUUGUCUUCCUGCCUGGAUUUUACCACCUACGGAUAGCUUACUAUGCAUCAAAGGGCUACCCGGGGUACUCUUAUGAUGACAUCCCAGACUUUGAUGACUGACCAUUGCUAAAGCCCCAGUCCUGCUGUGCUUACAUGUAGUGAAUUUAAGGCCAUGAUAUAUUUAAGGAAAAUGAGAUCCAAUUUUUUUUUUUCUUUUAUAAUUGUUUUUAAAUUACAGUAUUGUUCUUAUAGAUUUUUCUGCCUAGGUUCUUAAUGCCAGGUUGCUAAUAACAACUGUUUUUUGUUUUUUUUUAUCUUUGUAUUUGUUUCAUAGCUUGAUAAAUAAAUAAACAAGAUUUUUAUAAUUUCUUUUAAUUUAUAUAAAGCCAUUUCAGUUGGCUUAUAAAAUAUUUUACCUUAUGUAGUACAAUCAACCAAUGUGGCCACAUAUAGUCAGUCUUUUAACUGCUUCACUACAACCAAUUUGCCAAUGUUGCCAAAGUUUUUAUUUCGUGUAUUCUUUAGGUAGAUCCACCAGUUCAGUGGCAGAGAGAAUAAAUAAUUUAAUAUUAAAGUGGCUGCAACCAAGAUAACAAUUAGCUGGUAUACCUGUGAUAUACACUGUAUCGCUUCUCUGGCAUUAUACUGCUAUUUAAUAAAAGGCUAGCGUUGUUUCUUCACAACAUUCCGUGUAGUGAAGAUUGCCUCGCCCUAGUUAAUGCUUCCUCA